GACACAAUUCUGUCUUUGUCUCUUGUGAUUUUGGGAACCACGUAUCUCAUCUUUCAUUUUGAAGGUUCUCAUUUUCAUGGCUCCCUGCCUACUCUAUUCUUGCCUUUAACUCCUCUCUUCUCAUUUUGGACACCCUUUUCUUCCAUUUUUCUGGCAUUUUCUCUCUCGUAAAAGGGUUUUUCUGGGUUUGAUGGAUUUACUCUCCUAGAGAGGCAUUUGCUUUUUCUUUUUCUUUUUCUUUUUUUAUUAUUAUUUCAUCAAAAUAAAUGGAAUAUUGCAACAUUGGUUGGAGGAGUUGGAGGAGAAGUUGCUUUUGGCUUGAAUCUCCAAUCAUUUUGUAACACAAUUUCCCUCAUAUUAGACGGGUUAAAGAACCAUUUCUCUUUCCCCGUUGGUGUCAUCCUUUCGUGGGUUCUUACAUUUUGUUUCUGGUUUCCACCAUGGCUACCAAAAUCAAAUGGAUUGUCAAGGGGUUCAAAUGCAUUGCUCAAAUCUUUGUUGUGAAGGAGCAAGAUAUGGAAAUUGGGUAUCCAACAGAUGUCAAGCAUGUUGCACACAUUGGCUGGGAUGGCGUUUCUGGUACUCCCCCUAGUUGGAUGAGUGCAUUCAAGCCAGGCCCUGAUUUCAACAAAUCAUUUGGUGGUAACCCAAGAGAUUCUAAUUCUACAACUACUAAUUCAUGGUCCUCUCCAGAUUAUGAUCAGCCAAAGGGAUCUCAGAAAUUCAGAGACAGUCCCUCAUCUGCAGAUGUCUCAAAUACUGCAAAGAAACAAAACCAGAAAAAGAAGUCAACUUCAUCUACCAGGUGCAACUCUUCAAUGUCAUCACGCAUAUCAUCAAAGUCCAAAUACAAUCAAAAGGAGCCAAGUGCAAGAUUCUAAAGUUUGUUUUGAAGGAAUUGGCAAAAGAUCAAUGUACAUAUAACUGAGAUAGCAGAGGACCCCAUUUGGUGGUGGUAGAGAUAUUCACAAAGAAGGUACAAAUUUGAGCAAAAAUUCAUGAAUCCUAUGUAUAGGUAAUAGAAGGAUAUAUAUGAAGUUGAAUGAGAUAGGGAUAACAAACAUGAGCUGAGAGAACACAACACAUUCAAGGACGACGAGACUUAGGUAGAAGCAAUUUGUUUUGGUUUACCAUGAGCAAUAUAAAUUGUCUAGGUUGUAAAGGAAUGCUGAUAUCUCUUUGUAAUUGUUGAUUUAAGAUGUUCAUUGCCGUAAUUCUGCCAUUCAUAAUUUCAUUUUGCUCACCAAAUAGAGAAAAUUUAGUUUC
This is a messenger RNA of Rubroshorea leprosula, 1266 nucleotides long. NCBI's taxonomy places the organism in Eukaryota, Viridiplantae, Streptophyta, Magnoliopsida, Malvales, Dipterocarpaceae. The record is from the annotation of a GenBank genome assembly.